GAGCGGCUGGACGACGCGGAGGAGGAGCAGGGCGCCGAGGGCGACGCGGAGGCGGAGGGCGGCGCGGGGGCGGGGGGGCAUGCGCGGGGCGGGGCGAGGCCGGCGUGCGCGCGGAGGCGGGCGGGCGUCGGCGGAUCGAGAGAGGCGGGAGCGGGGGCCGCCCGCGACCGGCCUCCACACGCGCCUCCGCCUCCUGAUAACGCGGCGGCCGCGGCGCGGCCCAGCGCUACGCUACCGACCAACUGCUGCUACGGCCUCGCCAUGGACCUGCUCGAGAACGUCGCGCAGGAGCUGGAGUUCGACUUCCACCUGUACAUCGUGUCGGACGGCGCGUUCGGGUCGCGCACGCGCACGCUGGGGCCGGAUGGCGCGCCCUCGGCCGCCAAGUGGAACGGCAUCGUGGGCGACCUCGUGUCCGGCGCCGCGCACAUGUCGGAGGUGAUCGACUUCUCGGUGCCGUACUUCUUCAGCGGCGUGUCCUUCCUGGCGGCGCCCACGCAGAAGAGCGAGAUCCCGCUGCUGGCCUUCCUGCUGCCCUUCAGCCCCGAGCUGUGGAUCGCCAUCUUCACGUCGCUCAACAUCACCGCCAUGGCCGUGGCCGUGUACGAGUGGUUGAGCCCCUUCGGCCUCAACCCGUGGGGGCGCCAGCGCUCCAAGAACUUCAGCAUCGCGUCCGCGCUCUGGGUGAUGUGGGGGCUGCUGUGCGGCCACCUGGUGGCCUUCAAGGCGCCCAAGUCGUGGCCCAACAAGUUCCUCAUCAACGUGUGGGGCGGCUUCUCCGUCAUCUUUGUCGCCAGCUACACCGCCAACAUCGCCGCCCUCAUCGCAGGCCUCUUCUUCCACAACUCGGUGUCCGACUACCACGACCGAGGGCUGCUGAGCCAGCGCGUGGGGGCGCCGCGCGCCUCUGCAGCCGACUAUUACGUGCACGUGGCCAACCAGCAGCUGUGGGAGCACAUGCAGCGCUUCUCCGUGCGGGACGUCCAGGAGGGCAUCACGCUGCUCAAAAACGGGUCACUUGACAUCCUGAUAGCUGACACUCCCAUUCUGGACUACUACCGUGCGACGGACCACGGUUGCAAGUUGCAGAAGAUUGGAGACGCUAUCAACGAGGACACCUAUGCCGUUGGCAUGACAAAGGGCUUCCCGCUAAAGGAUAGCAUUUCGGCUGUGAUCGCCAAGUACGCCAGCAAUGGCUACAUGGACAUCCUUCAGGAGAAGUGGUACGGGGCGCUGCCUUGCUUCAAGCUUCAGACCGACAUGGCGCAGCCGCGGCCGCUAGGUGUGGCCGCCGUUGCUGGAGUGUUCAUUCUGCUGGGGGUGGGCAUGGCGCUGGGCUGCCUCAUUCUGCUGUUCGAGCACCUCUUCUACCGCUAUACGCUGCCCAUCCUGCGCCACAAACCCAAGGGCACCAUCUGGCGCUCGCGCAACAUCAUGUUCUUCAGCCAGAAGCUGUACCGGUUCAUCAACUGCGUGGAGCUGGUGUCGCCCCACCACGCGGCGCGGGAGCUGGUGCACACGCUGCGCCAGGGGCAGAUCACCAGCCUCUUCCAGAAGAGCGUCAAGAGGAAGAGAGCGUGUAAUUUGAACAAUGGAUCAAGUGAGAAAAAUAUGGACAUUUUCCAAAUUAGCACUAAAUGUUUUAAAGUAUCAAGUUACUUUGCAAUACAACAUACGCGAUUAGAAAGCGUAAAUAAAUACAAGCCCUUUCGUGAUAGAAAUAAAAACAAACUAAAUGACCAGGAAAAAACAAGAGACGAGGGAAGGAAACAAUUCAAAAGUGCAGAAAUACAUUUAAUCAAAAAGAGCCUAACUUUUCCAUGGAAUUUUCGAGAUUGGCAACAAUGCAAAACAUGCAGAAAUACAUUUAAUCAAAAAGCCAAAAUAUUUCAAGAUUGGCAGCAUAGCCAAACGUGCCUAACUAUAUUUGACCAAAACGAGCGACGCCAUUUCGAGAGAAUUUCGAGAUUCUUGGGCGCCGCGUCCGCGGCGGGCCGUGGUGGGUCGCGAGCACAGAAGGAACAUGAGCAGCGUCGGCGGCGAAAGAGCAAGGCACAGUUUUUCGAGAUGAUCCAGGAGAUUCGCAGAUAUCAUUAUCGAGAGAAUGUUAAUCUUUCAAAUGUUGUCGAACAGAAUACCCAAUAUUCGUACAUUACUGAACACUCCAAAACAACAAAAAAUUAUCACUUAUUUAGGCAAUUAAAGUACAGUAGCAAUAUUGCUUGUAAUUACAGUCAAGUAGCAAUGUAUGUUGACAUU
Messenger RNA from Gryllus bimaculatus (two-spotted cricket), 2259 nucleotides. NCBI's taxonomy places the organism in Eukaryota, Metazoa, Arthropoda, Insecta, Orthoptera, Gryllidae. The record is from the annotation of a GenBank genome assembly.